AUGGCCGUUGAACAAUCGCGCUGCGGGUGCAGCUUGUACCUUAACGGCUCGAAUCCAGGCGUGGGUCAGAAGGAGACUUGUCCUACUCGCCGGCUACUCACUGAGUGCUACCCUUUCAAUUUCGGGGAAAGCCCUGCUACCGGUCAGAGUCCGGAUGCAGACCAGGAACGCCCCGUCCGCGCGUCUUUGGCGACCGAGGGUAAGGAGAACAUCAAGCGUCGCAAGGCUUGGGUGUGCGAUCUUGAUAUGGGAAGCUUCCAUAUCUGA
Sodiomyces alkalinus F11 is the source of this 267-nucleotide messenger RNA. RefSeq lists its product as hypothetical. The coding region runs from base 1 to 267 and encodes 88 amino acids. The record is from RefSeq and is a predicted model, not a curated record. NCBI's taxonomy places the organism in Eukaryota, Fungi, Ascomycota, Sordariomycetes, Glomerellales, Plectosphaerellaceae. The transcript has 3 exons.